AAAUGGUAUUGUCUCGUUUACUCCCCGCUGAACUGAAGUAACGAAAACAGUGACGUCGCGCAUUCAAGAAUAUUGAUUGCACUUCCCGACCUGUUUCGAAGGGUUCGAACAGUAGUUUUUGUCAACAUCGAACACCGUUUUCACUCGGUCGCGGCCUCAAAAAGUUCGCGGUCUUCUGACUGUUGUUUUGUUUUGGCUCCUGUGUUUCGUCAGCGCUCGCAUGCUCGUGUGGAAAAGGGAAAGAGGGGGAAAAUACGCGCCAGUGUUGCAGUCAUCGGACAAAAAUAACGGACAACAGUGGGAAGGUAAAGAGCGCCAAAGCAGUCCGCCUAAAAAGUUUUUCCCGCAUAAAAUUCUGCUUUCGCACGGGACACGGGUCAUCGCCAACAGUCAUCAGCUCCAGAUAAGAGUACGAACGGUGCUAAAAAUUGAUUAUGUGCAGGAAUUUAACGAGGAUUGUCCUAAAAUGAAUACGGUUCUGAACUACUUCGGGCGGCAGUACGGAAAUGGAUUUACAGCUUCUUACGAUUCGGCGAUGUUGCGACUGGCCGUCCACGAGCAAGACAGCUGGAAGGGAAUCACACCAUCGUUGUUGACGUCCGACUUUAAUCCCUCGCCGCCUAUUUUGGCAGCGAAGUUCGCCAAAUGCGAGGGCCAAGAGCACAUUUUGGCCAUUGCCAACGAGGACGGAAAGAUUGCCCUCCAGGAUACCAAUCUGAAGAAUGAAGAACAAGGUGGUGAGCGGGCCCUGGAGGGAAAACAGUGCCACAUGAAUGCCGUGUUCGAUAUCGAGUGGAUGCCGGGCCAUAUGAGCCUGGUGUCGGCUUCCGGGGACCACACGGCGCGGUUGUUCACGGUGACGGAAUCCAGUUUGGAAUGUAUGCGGAUAUUCAACGGCCAUUCGCGAUCGGUGAAGACGGCGGCGUUUAGACGGACAGAUCCGGCAGUCUUCGCGACUGGAGGACGCGAUGGAGUGAUAGUGCUGUGGGAUUCGAGGGCUUUCUUCGGGUCGAACAUGGCACCGAGGGCGGACAACUGUAUCAUUAGUGGUCAUGCCGGAGGGCCGGGAACACCCUCUGGGUAUCGAAAGAGAACGAGAGCGACGCCAAAGAUUCCACCGAAUGUUUGCAGUAGUAGCAUCACCGGGCUUGCGUUUCAGGACGACAACACGUUGAUUUCCUGUGGUGCCGGAGACGGGAUCGUAAAAGUGUGGGAUGUUCGGCGGCAUUAUUCUAGCCAUAAUCGAGAUCCGUUACCGAAGUAUAGCUUUCCUUACGCUGGCACAACGACUUUAAAGGGAUUCACGAAUUUGUUAAUCGACCAUUCUCGGAUGCGGUUGUAUGUGAACUGCAUGGACAAUCACAUUUACAGUUACAAUAUUUCAACCUAUGCGACUGAACCGAUUCAAAAGUACAGUGGUUUAAAGAACGAUACGUUCUACAUCAAAGCAUAUCUUAGUCCUGAUGGGCAGUACCUGAUUAGUGGGUCGAGUGAUGAGAAGAGCUACAUUUGGAAUGUGGACAACCCUAAACCGUUAGCGCGACUGAUCGGCCACACGGUGGAAGUGACCAGCGUAGCAUGGAUGCAAACGCAAACCGAAACCCGAAUUGUGACCUGCAGCGACGACGCUAGGCACAAAAUCUGGAGAGUCGGGCCGGAGGAGAUCGACGAGGACACCAAGGUGCAAUACAGGGGGCAUGCAGAAUAUUGUGAUAGUUACCGCCAGCAAUCGGCCAAAGUGCGUCUAAAAUCGCUGGAAUUUACUCCACGAUCCAUUCGAAGGCUGGUUGAACAGAAUGAGAAGACUCCUAAUACCGUUGAGAAGAAGCCUACCACAAAAAGGACGUUCACUGAAAUGAACGGACACGGCAUGGAAGAUCCUUCCACAUCCUACAUAGAAAUCAAACGACCCAAUAUCGAAACCCGUGGACGACGUCUAUUCAGCCCUGCCAAUCCUAACUCGAAAUCUUCCGGAUUCGCGGCCCUGGAAAUCGCUUCGUCGUCCGCUUCUUCUCGUAGCUUGACUACGGUACUCGAGGAAAGUGAAGAACAAUCCCCCUCGCAGUGCAAAUCCCCUCUCACAAUGUCGGAUCUAAAUCUCAAAUCUCCAGAGCCGGGGGAACCCUCGAGCUCGAGCAAACUGCCCAACGGCCUCUUGUCACCCACCAUCAACCUGCCGAAUUUCGUCCUUGACGGGGACGCCCCACACCUUGUCAACGUCAACAAG
Messenger RNA from Armigeres subalbatus, 2227 nucleotides. RefSeq names its product protein lethal(2)denticleless-like. The transcript has 2 exons. Gene Ontology annotation, molecular function: protein binding; protein-macromolecule adaptor activity. Gene Ontology annotation, cellular component: nucleus. NCBI's taxonomy places the organism in Eukaryota, Metazoa, Arthropoda, Insecta, Diptera, Culicidae. Gene Ontology annotation, biological process: proteasome-mediated ubiquitin-dependent protein catabolic process; mitotic G2 DNA damage checkpoint signaling. The annotation marks the transcript as partial. The record is from RefSeq and is a predicted model, not a curated record.